This is a messenger RNA of Hibiscus syriacus, 1934 nucleotides long. Its product is annotated as F-box protein At1g47056-like. Gene Ontology annotation, biological process: SCF-dependent proteasomal ubiquitin-dependent protein catabolic process. The transcript has a single exon. The coding region runs from base 172 to 1773 and encodes 533 amino acids. Gene Ontology annotation, molecular function: protein binding. The record is from RefSeq and is a predicted model, not a curated record. NCBI's taxonomy places the organism in Eukaryota, Viridiplantae, Streptophyta, Magnoliopsida, Malvales, Malvaceae. Gene Ontology annotation, cellular component: SCF ubiquitin ligase complex.
AAAAAGCCAAAAUGAAAUCCGAUUUUGAAGUCCGUCGCUCUUGACAUUUCCAAUAAGAACAAAACAGAAGAGCCUUAAAACUCAUUUACGAUUUGAUUUUGAAAUCCAUUGACCCUCUCGUUUUUUUUCUCCUUAAUUUUUCUUCUUCUUUAGUUUAGUUAGCUGUUGUUGAUGGGCCAAUCACUAUCGGCGGCGAAGCUGAGGAGCCGUCGAGAUUGGGACCAACGCCAGAGGUCAAAACCGAAAUCAACGUCUCUGAUCUGUCCAAUGCAAGCUGAGGAAGCUGAAGAGCGUGAACGAAGUAGCAUAGAUGGAUCCUCGGAUUUCAUCUCGAAUCUUCCCGACGAGUGUUUGGCUUCUAUUUUUCAGUCUCUUAGUCCCGCUGACCGAAAACGAUGCUGUCUCGUUUGCCGACGGUGGUUGAUCAUUGAAGGACAGAGUCGCCACCGUCUCUCCCUCAACGCACAAUCAGAUCUGCACCCUCUGAUUCCUUGUAUCUUCUCUCGCUUCGAUGCCGUUACAAAACUGGCUCUCAAAUGUGACCGUAGAUCUGUUAGCAUCGGCGAUGAAGCGCUUGUUCUAAUCUCCGAACGUUGUCGGAACCUGAUUCGCCUUAAGCUACGAGCUUGCCGUGACUUGACCGAUGCAGGAAUGUCCGCAUUCGCUAAAAACUGCAUUGGUCUAAAGAAGCUCUCCUGUGGUUCUUGCUCUUUCGGAGCUAAAGGAAUGAACGCCGUGCUAGACAACUGUCCAGCUCUCGAGGAACUCUCCGUGAAACGACUUCGUGGCAUCACAGACGGUGCUGCUGCUGAGCCGAUUGGUCCUGGUGUUGCAGCGGCGGCGUUGAAAACUAUUUGCUUAAAAGAGCUUUACAAUGGGCAGUGUUUUGGUCCGCUUAUUAUCGGUGCGAAGAAUCUGAAAUCUUUAAAACUAUUUAGAUGCUCUGGUGAUUGGGACAAGCUUUUCCCUCUCAUAGUGGAACGGGUCACGGAUCUGAUAGAUAUCCAUAUGGAGCGGAUCCAAGUCAGUGAUGUCGGUCUUGUGGCCAUAUCCAAUUGUUCAAACCUAGAAAUUCUUCACCUUGUUAAGACUCCCGAGUGUACCAACGCCGGACUCUCAGCUGUUGGAGAGAAGUGUAAAUUGUUAAGGAAGCUUCACAUUGAUGGAUGGAAAGCAAAUCGAAUAGGUGAUCAAGGAUUAAUCGCUGUUGCAAAAUCUUGCCCAAAUUUGCAAGAACUAGUUCUUAUUGGUCUUAAUCCCACCAAAUUGAGUUUGGAAAUGCUUGCUUCGAAUUGUCUGAAUUUGGAACGGUUAGCCUUAUGCGGUAGUGAUACAGUUGGUGAUGCAGAGAUAUCGUGUAUUGCUGUGAAAUGUAUAGCUUUAAAGAAGCUUUGUAUUAAGAGCUGCCCUGUUUCGGAUCAUGGAAUGGAAGCACUUGCUACCGGUUGUCCUAAUUUGAUUAAAGUGAAGGUGAAGAAAUGUAGAGGAGUUACCCCGGAAGGUGUGGAUUGGUUAAGAGCAAUUAGAGGAACACUCACGGUUAAUUUGGAUAUUGGCGAACAACUAGUUGCAAGUGCUAGUGAUGGUGGGGCACAAGAUGAUGGAGUUGAGUUUCCUCCGAUGGUGGCAGGUCAAAUUGGAACUCCUAGUAUUGCUUCAAGUAGCAUGGGGAGAUCAACAUCGUUUAAGUUUUUAGGGCUUUUGAGUGGGAGGAGUUUUGUGUCUUGCACUCUAAGGAGGUUGGCAAGUAGUAAUGACUGUUCUCAGACUUAAGUUGGAUGGGUGAGCCGAAAUUGCAACGACAAAGAGUAAAAAAAUGAAAGCACGCCUCUUGAACUGUUUACAUUAAUUUUUUUGUAUUGUAGUUCUCCUUUGUUUGUGUAUUUAAUUCAAUGCUGUGUGCUGAUGAUUUCCUUUUGCAUUCAUCUUCAUUU